UAGAAGCGGCAGGAGCAGCGUUGGCACCGGCGAAUCAUGGCUGGGAUUUUCUAUUUCCUCCUCUUUUCGUUUCUCUUUGGGAUUUGCGACGCUGUCACCGGUUCCAGGGUGUACCCCGCGAAUGAAGUUACCUUGUUGGAUUCCAGAUCCGUUCAGGGAGAACUUGGGUGGAUUGCAAGCCCUCUCGAAGGAGGGUGGGAGGAAGUGAGUAUUAUGGAUGAAAAAAAUACGCCAAUCCGAACCUACCAAGUGUGCAACGUGAUGGAACCCAGCCAGAAUAACUGGCUACGAACUGACUGGAUCACCCGAGAAGGGGCUCAGAGGGUGUACAUUGAGAUUAAGUUCACCUUGAGGGACUGCAAUAGUCUUCCGGGCGUCAUGGGGACCUGCAAGGAGACGUUUAACCUGUAUUAUUAUGAAUCAGACAACGACAAAGAGCGUUUCAUCCGAGAGAGCCAGUUUGCCAAGAUUGACACCAUCGCUGCCGACGAGAGCUUCACCCAAGUGGACAUUGGCGACAGAAUCAUGAAGCUGAACACGGAGAUCCGGGAUGUAGGGCCGCUGAGCAAAAAGGGGUUUUAUCUGGCUUUUCAGGAUGUGGGGGCCUGCAUUGCCCUGGUAUCGGUCCGCGUGUUCUAUAAGAAGUGCCCGCUCACGGUUCGCAAUCUGGCCCAGUUUCCAGACACCAUCACAGGGGCCGAUACGUCUUCCCUGGUGGAAGUCCGAGGCUCCUGUGUCAACAACUCAGAAGAGAAGGAUGUGCCAAAAAUGUACUGUGGGGCAGAUGGUGAAUGGCUGGUACCCAUUGGCAACUGCCUGUGCAAUGCUGGGCAUGAAGAGCGGAAUGGAGAAUGCCAAGCCUGCAAAAUUGGAUAUUACAAGGCUCUCUCCACGGAUGCCACCUGUGCCAAGUGCCCACCCCACAGCUACUCCGUCUGGGAAGGAGCCACAUCGUGCACCUGUGACCGAGGCUUUUUCAGAGCCGACAAUGAUGCUGCCUCUAUGCCCUGCACCCGCCCACCGUCUGCUCCCCUCAACUUGAUUUCAAAUGUCAAUGAGACUUCUGUGAACUUGGAAUGGAGCAGUCCUCAGAACACGGGUGGCCGCCAGGACAUCUCCUACAACGUGGUAUGCAAGAAAUGUGGAGCCGGCGAUUCCAGCAAGUGCCGGCCCUGCGGAAGUGGAGUCCACUAUACCCCACAGCAGAAUGGCCUGAAGACCACCAAAGUCUCCAUCACCGACCUCCUGGCUCAUACCAAUUACACAUUUGAAAUCUGGGCAGUGAAUGGAGUGUCCAAGUAUAACCCCAGCCCAGACCAAUCAGUGUCCGUCACCGUGACAACUAACCAAGCAGCACCAUCAUCCAUUGCUUUGGUGCAGGCUAAAGAAGUUACAAGAUACAGUGUUGCUCUGGCUUGGCUGGAACCAGAUCGGCCCAAUGGGGUGAUCCUGGAGUAUGAAGUCAAGUAUUAUGAGAAGGAUCAGAAUGAGCGAAGCUAUCGGAUCGUGCGGACGGCUGCCAGGAACACGGAUAUCAAGGGCCUGAACCCUCUGACUUCCUACGUCUUUCAUGUCCGGGCCAGGACAGCAGCUGGCUAUGGAGACUUCAGCGAGCCCCUGGAGGUCACAACCAACACAGUGCCUUCCCGGAUCAUCGGAGAUGGGGCCAACUCCACUGUCCUUCUGGUCUCCGUCUCAGGCAGUGUGGUACUGGUGGUCAUUCUCAUCGCAGCCUUUGUCAUCAGCAGGAGACGGAGUAAAUACAGUAAAGCAAAACAAGAAGCAGAUGAAGAGAAACAUUUGAAUCAAGGUGUCAGAACUUACGUGGAUCCUUUCACAUACGAAGAUCCCAACCAAGCAGUUCGAGAAUUUGCCAAAGAAAUCGACGCAUCUUGCAUUAAGAUUGAAAAAGUCAUAGGAGUUGGUGAAUUUGGCGAAGUAUGCAGUGGGCGUCUCAAAGUGCCUGGCAAGAGAGAGAUCUGUGUGGCCAUCAAGACACUGAAAGCUGGUUAUACAGACAAACAGAGGAGAGACUUCCUGAGCGAGGCCAGCAUCAUGGGACAGUUUGACCACCCGAAUAUAAUUCACCUGGAAGGCGUCGUCACCAAAUGUAAACCAGUAAUGAUCAUAACAGAGUACAUGGAGAAUGGCUCCUUGGAUGCAUUCCUCAGGAAGAAUGACGGCAGAUUUACAGUCAUUCAGCUGGUGGGCAUGCUUCGUGGCAUUGGGUCCGGGAUGAAGUAUUUAUCUGAUAUGAGCUAUGUGCAUCGAGAUCUGGCUGCACGGAACAUUCUGGUGAAUAGCAACUUGGUCUGCAAAGUAUCUGAUUUUGGCAUGUCGCGAGUGCUUGAGGAUGACCCGGAAGCAGCUUAUACCACCAGGGGUGGCAAGAUUCCUAUCCGGUGGACUGCGCCAGAAGCAAUUGCCUAUCGUAAAUUCACAUCAGCAAGUGAUGUAUGGAGCUAUGGAAUCGUUAUGUGGGAAGUGAUGUCGUAUGGAGAGAGACCUUAUUGGGAUAUGUCCAAUCAAGAUGUGAUUAAAGCCAUUGAGGAAGGCUAUCGACUACCCCCUCCAAUGGACUGCCCCAUUGCCCUCCACCAGCUGAUGCUAGACUGCUGGCAGAAGGAGAGAAGUGACAGGCCCAAAUUUGGGCAGAUUGUCAACAUGUUGGACAAACUCAUCCGCAACCCCAACAGCUUGAAGAGGACGGGGACUGAGAGCUCCAGACCUAACACUGCCUUGUUGGAUCCGAGCUCCCCGGAAUUCUCCGCCGUAGUAUCGGUGGGCGAUUGGCUCCAGGCCAUUAAAAUGGACCGGUAUAAGGAUAACUUCACGGCUGCUGGUUAUACCACACUAGAGGCUGUAGUGCACGUGAACCAGGAUGACCUGGCAAGAAUUGGGAUCACCGCUGUCACACACCAGAAUAAGAUUUUGAGCAGUGUCCAGGCGAUGAGAACCCAAAUGCAGCAGAUACACGGCAGAAUGGUUCCUGUCUGAGCCGGUACUGAAUAAACUCAAAACUCUUGAAAUUAGUUUACCUCAUCCAUGCACUUUAAUUGAAGAACUGCACUUUUUUUUACUUCGUCUUCGCCCUCCGAAAUUAAAGGAAAAAAAAAAAAAUCUGCAGCGUAGCUUGGUGUACAGGUUGCUGAAACUGUGGGGCUUACAGAAAUGACAUCUGUCAUUUGAAAUAGAUCUGGAACAAAUUGUUUCUCAGACGUACUUCGGUCCAUCACCAGUUUGUAAAAUACAUGUACCUAUAUAAAUAGAACAUCGCCUCCGAGUGUGGCUGCCGUAUUUGCUGCGGACACUGAGUUUCUCUGAGACAUCCUUGAUUCUCUCUACAUUUGGAAUUACAACCGUCAUAUUUUGUUUGUGGCAUCAGUGACAGUCAUCUUUCUUUCACUGGAAUGAAGACCAUGCCUAGGAACAUUUUUGAAGGACUCAGGCUUGGUUCAUACCGUGGAAAAAACUCUAGGUGAAAACCACAUGGCUCAUCAGUGUUUCUCCUUCAGUGCUCAGGCUACCUGGUGGAUUAUGAUGACAUGAGGGGCUGGAAAGAAAAGGAAAGUGGAUUUAAGAAUAAUAAUAAAAGUAAUAAUAAAACCCAAGCAUCGUACCCCCUAACUGGACAAACAAGGUCUGUUUCUUUGGGCCUGUGGCUGUGCCAUAUAAAGUCUUAUUUUGGGACUCUACAAAUGUAUUGUGACUACCUUAUGGAUAGUGGACUGUGACAAUCUUUAAUAGGAACUUUGACAUUUCCCUCCUUUAAAGAAGUAACCCAAAAUAUACAAGGGAGCAGAUUCUGCUAUCUUGGACUCACAGCCCUUCCUGUUGCUUACAAAGCCCACAGAAGAAAACAGAACACACCCUCCUCAGUUCCUUCCAAAUGUGUUUCUUCUGCUUCUACUACGCCAGUCCUGGAGCAAAGACACUGAUGAAACAACACCCGUUCCUGAAAAGAAUAAAAGUGUGACUUUCAAAUGCCCUUUCCCAGUGAAAGAAACAGCAAACAUUCCAGGUUCAGCAUCUGUUCUCCGCUUGCACUGAGGAAUGGACUGUUUCGCAGCACCAGCUCUGCAGAGCCUUUGUUCCCAAACUCCUUGUGGUUUUAUUUAUAUGUAUUUCCAUAUCUCAUUCCUGUACGUCACUGCUGCCUUGGCAGGGCAGCAAGGCGACAGGUUUUACUAUGGACACCAGGUCGGGUGCCACCACGCAAAACAAAGCCAGUUCCCAUGAGCUGCCUAUGAUAUGCAUUGCUGAAGUAACAUUUUACCCAGGGUGUGCCAUGCAGUGAUAUAAAUAUAUUUUUUUCCUAGACUAAA
This is a messenger RNA of Equus quagga, 4325 nucleotides long. RefSeq names its product EPH receptor A4 (gene EPHA4). Gene Ontology annotation, biological process: protein phosphorylation; cell surface receptor protein tyrosine kinase signaling pathway; axon guidance. Gene Ontology annotation, cellular component: plasma membrane; neuron projection. The record is from RefSeq and is a predicted model, not a curated record. Gene Ontology annotation, molecular function: protein binding; transmembrane-ephrin receptor activity; ATP binding. Lineage: Eukaryota; Metazoa; Chordata; Mammalia; Perissodactyla; Equidae. The transcript is spliced from 18 exons. The coding region runs from base 37 to 2997 and encodes 986 amino acids.